Messenger RNA from Seriola aureovittata, 2098 nucleotides. RefSeq names its product zinc-binding protein A33-like. The record is from RefSeq and is a predicted model, not a curated record. NCBI's taxonomy places the organism in Eukaryota, Metazoa, Chordata, Actinopteri, Carangiformes, Carangidae. The transcript has a single exon. Bases 220 to 1626 code for a protein of 468 amino acids. Gene Ontology annotation, molecular function: protein binding; zinc ion binding.
UUCACCAUCAGAGAAAACGCAGGAGUUACACCUACAGUGGAAAGAAUAUUGGAUAACUGGAAAACUGGAAAACUGCAACUCAACCUGCUGCUGAUUUCACGUUUGAAAAGGAGUUUUAAAAGAGCGACAGCAAAGUGAAAGUAACUUUUAAGGAACUUCCGCAGUUGAGCGGUUUGCAUUGUUCUGCCUGCUGUGUUUCCUGCUUCACCCAGCGACAAAAUGUCUUCUAAAUUAGUAAAGGAUCUCUCCUGUCCUGUCUGCCAUGAUAUCUUCAAAGAACCGGUUGUUCUGUCGUGCAGCCACAGCUUCUGUAACGACUGUCUGCAGAGAUGGUGGACAGAGAAACUGAUUCACGAGUGUCCGCUUUGUAAGGAAAUAUCUUUUCUGAAUGAUCCGCCUCGUAACUUGGUGUUAAAGAAUCUGUGUGAGGCCUUUUUACUGGAAAUAGAUCAGAGAGCUGAGGCUGAGCCUCUCUGCAGUCUGCACUCUGAAAAACUCAGACUCUUCUGUCUGGACCAUCAGCAGCCAGUGUGUGUCAUCUGUCGAGACUCAAAAACACACAACAACCACAGAUUCAGACCCAUUGAUGAAGCUGCACAGGAUCACAGAGAGGAGCUCCAAAUAACUUUGAAGCCUUUACAAGAGAAACUGAAGCUGUUUGAACAAGUUAAAGGAAACUUUGAUCAAACAGCAGAACACAUUAAGGUCCAGGCCCAACACACAGAGAGGCAGAUUAAGGACCAGUUUAAGAAGUUUCACCAGUUUCUUCAAGAGGAAGAGGAGGCCAGGAUCACUGCUCUGAGGGAGGAAGAGGAGCAGAAGAGUCAGGUGAUGAAGGAGAAGAUGGAGGCUCUGAGCAGAGAGAUAGCAGCUCUGUCACACACAGUCAGAGCCACAGAGGACGAGCUGAGAGCUAAAGACGUCUCAUUCCUGAGGAACUACAAGGCUGCAGUAGAAAGAGUCCAGCAGCACCCCCUGCUGAAUGAUCCGCAGCUGGACUCAGGAGCUCUGAUAGACGUGGCCAAACAUCUGGGCAACCUGACCUUCAACAUCUGGAAAAAGAUGAAGGAGAUGGUCUCCUACAGUCCUGUGAUUUUGGAUCCCAACACUGCUGAACCACAUCUCAUCCUGUCUGAGGAUCUGACCAGCGUGAGACGUGGAGAGAAACAGAAGCUUCCUGUAAACCCAGAGAGGCUUGAUUACCACCACUGUGUCCUGAGCUCAGAGGGCUUUAACUCAGGGACUCAUAGCUGGGAUGCUGAGGUCAUAAAUGAUGAAUUCUGGGCCCUCGGUGUGGUGCGGGAGUCAGUCCAGAGAAAGGGACAAAUACCGACUGGAUAUUGGGAAAUAUGUCUCCUCAAUGGCAAAUACACAGCAGCCUCACCACCACUUCCAGAUAAAGCUCUCUCAGUGAAGAAUAAGCUCCAGAGGAUCAGAGUUCAUCUGGACUUUGACAGAGGGAAGUUGUCGUUCUAUGAUCUUGAUACUAACACACACAUUCACACCUUCAAACACACUUUCACUGACAGGCUGAUCCCAUACAUUGGCAAUCACAAUAAACUUCCACUGAAGAUAUUACCACUGUCAGUCUCUGUGACAGUGGAACAGUGCACAUUCCCUUUAUAAACUGGGCUGUGGCCUUUUACAUUAGCUAAGCAUGCUGUGUGCCGUUAUUUUCAGAUUAAGUAAGGCUACUCUUUGAAACAAAGAAAUCUUUUAUGCAGUUUGAAAGCUUUUUGUCUGUCGACAGUUUUUCAACACAGGGCAAAUAUGUGUAUAUGGAUGAAUAGAGGAGUGUGUGAGUGUGUCAGAUUUAAGAACCAUGUCAGUGAGACUUUCUGCGGGGCAAAAAUGUACUGAUACUGAAAAAAGAUUUUUGUUACUUUUAUUGAUUUUUCUUUUUAUAUCUAAGAAGAUGGUGAUGAUGAUACUUGGAGACAGCAUAACAGCAUGAUUAUAACAAUCUUCUUCCUCACAGUAAUAGUAAGAAGAUAAGGUAACAGAUGUAUCAUGUACAUUAUGUAUGCAUAUGGUAGAGCUUGUGUUGAUGCUGAAUAUCUGCUGCUCAUAUUGCAAACAUCGCCCUGCUGAUUUAUUG